This is a messenger RNA of Paramecium tetraurelia, 1566 nucleotides long. RefSeq lists its product as uncharacterized. The transcript is spliced from 3 exons. The record is from RefSeq and is a predicted model, not a curated record. Lineage: Eukaryota; Ciliophora; Oligohymenophorea; Peniculida; Parameciidae.
AUGAAUACUAGAUAACCACUCUAAUCUUAUAAUUCAGUAGAGAGAAACCCUGAGAAAUCAUGCAAGUCUAUUUCAGAAAUCGAGACAUUCCUUAAAGAAAUAGACAGAUUGUAAGGAGAGAAUCAGAAGUUGAAAGACCGUCUUAAAUAAUAGCCAUCCAUAUCAAUGACUUUGGAAAACCAAAAGGUACUUGCAGAGAAUCAAGACCUAAAAAAUUAAAUGGAGUUGCUAUAACAUAAAAAUGAGGUAUAAGACAAGACCCAUGCAGAUGCCUUAAGACAAUUGGAUAUCAAUUGGAAAUAGGAUGUGGCUACCUUAAAGUUUUAAUUGGAACAAUAAGAGAUCAACCAUAGAUAAAGUUCAAGAUAAGAAAUUAUGUAAUACAAAUCAGAGAUAGCUAAGUUGCAACAAUCUCUUUCUAAGAUUUCCAAUGUUGAGAAUAAUAAUUAGAACCUUGUUCAAGUUUUGGAAAAUGAGUUGAUUUAGGUUAAGUAGAUUAAUAAUGGAUUAGAAGAAAAGUUAGAAUAAGCUAUUUCUUAAUUUGACCUCUAAUCAAAGGACUAAGAAUUUACUUUGAUGAAAUAACAAACUAUUAUAAACUCUUAGGAAUAAUAUCUGAAUGAAUUGAAAUAAAAGCUUUAGAUUUAAAAGGAUUAAAAUCUUGAUUUAUUAUCAUCAGUAAAGAAAUUGAAGGAGGUAGCUGACAACAAAACUGUUUAAGCUUCCAAUUUAAGUAGUAGAGUCAAAGAAUUGGAGAGUGAUUUCAAACAUGUUAGUAGUACCUAUUAGGAACACAAAGCCUAAUUGUAAUAAAGAGUUGAUGAAUUAAUUUUAUCGACUGGAAAAUAAGCUGAACAAAUAUGUUUACUUCAAACCUAAUAACAAAGAGAUCAAGAAUUGAUUAAGAGAUUGCAAAUCAAUUUGGAAAAUGAAUAAAAGAAUAGGGAGAUGGAAGUGAAAGAAAUUCAAGAAUCUAAGGCUAAGCUAAUUCAAUUUUUACAAUCGGAGUUAUUGUAACAAAAGGAAUAGAAUCAUCAGUUGAGAAGUGAUAAUUAAGUCUUAGAUAAAUAAUUGAAAGAAUUGAAACAAUUCUAUCAGUACAACUUCAGAGAUUUAGAAUGUAAAACUAAUACGUUGGAGGGUGAAUGCAAUAGAUUGAAUAACAUCAUUGCUUAAAAGGAUCAAGAAUUAGUGAUAAUUGAAAUGUAGAUGAAGAGUACUUCCAAUUAUUAAGAGAGAGAAGAAGAUAAGAUCAAUGAAGUCAUUCAAAUUAAAGAAUAGGAAGUUAAUUUAUUGAAGUAAUAAAAUGAAAGUUUGAUAAACGAUCUAUCAAGGCAAGCUGAUAAUUACAGACACUUGGCUCUGUAGCACAAAUAAUAUUAGAAAUUUGCAGAGGAUGUCAAAAUGAAUAAUAUCACCAUUAAUGAAUUAUAAAGCAAAUGUGAAUUAUAAGAUAAGGAAAUCGAGAGAUUGAGAAUGAAAGUUCUAGAAAAGUCAUAGCAACUUGAAAAAGUGCAAAAGGACAAUCUUGAUUAUUAAGCCAAACUCAAAACCAGAUUGAAAUGA